AAAUAAAACCCACUAAACUGAUAUUAUUUGAUUUUUACUGUAAAGCCCAGAGACAGAGACAAACCAUCGUCCGAGGCCUGAGGUCUUUUGCUGUGUCCACCUGCAUCCGCUUCACCCCCCUCAACAGACAGAGUGACUUUGUCGACAUCCAGUCCCGAUCAGGGUGUUUCUCCUUCGUCGGCCGUCGUGGUAGAAGCCAGGUAGUGUCUUUGAGUCGUCAGGGGUGUGUUUUCCAGCAGAUCAUCCAACAUGAGCUGCUCCACGCCCUUGGCUUCGACCAUGAGCAGACCCGGUCCGACAGAGACCAGCAUGUCCGCAUCCUUCUGCAGAACGUCAUGCCCGGAACGGAGUCCAAUUUCAGGAGGAUCAGAACAAGGAACCUUGGCACUCCCUAUGACUACAACUCUGUUAUGCACUAUGACAGGUUUGCCUUCUCCAGGAACCGACAGCCGACCAUCAUCCCUAUUCCCGACAGCAACGUAGCCAUUGGGAGAGCCACCCAGAUGAGUCCGACCGACAUCCUCCGGGUCAACCGCCUCUACGGAUGCAGUACGUACAUUUUUAUCAAAGUAGCUUACUGACUAAAUGACUUUCUA
This is a messenger RNA of Notothenia coriiceps (black rockcod), 596 nucleotides long. Its product is annotated as low choriolytic enzyme-like. The transcript has 4 exons. Gene Ontology annotation, molecular function: metalloendopeptidase activity; zinc ion binding. Gene Ontology annotation, biological process: proteolysis. The annotation marks the transcript as partial. The record is from RefSeq and is a predicted model, not a curated record. NCBI's taxonomy places the organism in Eukaryota, Metazoa, Chordata, Actinopteri, Perciformes, Nototheniidae.